AUGGAAUCCGACGGGCCGCCAAGCAGCCUCCGCGGGCCCUCGGACUCGACGACGUCGACGAAGCGGUCACAGAGCCGCGACUCCAAGGCCAGCCACUCGUCGAGCUCUCGGCGCAUGAGCUUCUUCGGCCGCCCCGGCGAGGUCGACGUGCUGCAUGACGCGGAGGUGUGCCAAUCUUUUGAGCUCACCGUCAUGGAGGAAGAGAGCAGCCGCGGCAACAUCACGUCGCUGCGGUCGGUCCUCGCCGAGGGCUUCAACCUGCGCGGCCUCACGCGGUCGGGCCUCGUCGUCGCCAUGUACGGCUUUCUCGUGACGCUGGCCACCUUCAUCGUCGCCUUCUCGGUCGUGUCAUUUGAAGGGCACGAGAUCAACCCGGGCCUCGUCAUGGGCGCAGCGCAAACGUUCCUCACCAACAGCGUCGUGAUCAUCACGUUCCACGGCGUGCACUCGUUCCAGCGCCACCCGAACCCGCUCCUGUACUACCGCGCGGUCAUGGACUUGCUCCUCUCGCUGCGCUUCCUCCUCGACCCGCUGUGGAUCUACUGGGACUUUUACGACGUCUCGCUGCCGCAGUCGUGCCAGUACCUCUCGGGCGUGACGGAAUUUCUCUUCAUCGCGGCCGACGCAUGGUUCUUCAUGCUCGCGCUCGACCUCAUGCUCUCGCUCAACAACCCGUUUGGAAGCGUCAAGCACAACCGUCGUCGGUACAUCAUCGGCGUCUACUCGUUCGCCAUCGUGCUCUCGUGCUUCAUGUCGUUCUUCCCCGAGCGCCUCUAUGGCAUCGCCGAGGGCAAGUUUUGCUGGACCCGCGCCAAGCGCUUCGAAACGGGCUAUGACCCUGCGACCAACUCGUUCUUCCAGUUCAACCUCUCGACGUGGUCGUCCUUCUUCAUUUGGAUGGUCAUCUUCUAUCUCUUCGCCUUCUACGUGCUCUUCAUGGGUCUCAAGCGGCUGCGCCACGGCAUCUCCAAGACCAUGGAAACGCGCAAGGGCAUGCUCCGCGACGGCGCGCUUAGUAUCAUUAGCUGGGCCGUCUACUGGACGAUUACCUUUACGGUCUACGCCGUCUCGUUCAGUGCGAACGCGCCGGUGAAGGACCUCCGCCCGUCGUCGCUCUUCAAGCUCUACUGCUACGUCGUCGCGGGCCGUGGCAUCGUCACGUAUUUUCUGUGGUUUAUGAUCAACCCCGCCGAGAAGAUCGUGCCAACCUGGCUCCAGUUCUCGCAGGCGUCGAUCGACAUCAACGUGAGCGCGCAGCUCAACACGUCGCUCCAGCAAGACUUGCUCGAGUACACGGUCAAGGGCAUGACCCGUGCGAUCGAAGAGGCCGACCUCGAGCACAAGUUGCCGUCGCGGCGCCCGACGGCGCAGGGCAGCACCGACGACCCGUCCACGGACCUCCGGCUCACGAUCGUGGCCAACGCGGUCCAAGCUUCGACGACGACGAAGAACCACAUUCAGUCGCCGGACGAGCGCAAGGCGCGCCGCCAGACCUUGUCGCAUGUCAAGUUUACGUCGUACCGCCCGAGUACUUUUGCGGCGCUUCGUGGGCACUUUGACGUCACGACCGAAGACUUUGUCAAGUCGUUCGAGGAAGCGACCAAGCCAAGCAUCAGCGAGGGUGCGAGCGGCGCGUUCCUCUUCUUUAGCAAGGACAUGCGGUUCAUUGUCAAGAGCAUGGUCAAAGCCGAGGCGCGGUUCCUCAUCAAAAUUGCGCCCGAGUACGUCGAGUACCUCAAGUCGGAGGAGAAGAGCGUGCUGACGCGCUUCUAUGGCUGCUUUCGGAUCACUUUGUACGGCAACGACUUUUACUUUGUCGUGAUGGAAAACCUCUUUGCGUCUUCGGGCCAAGAGAUCCACCAUCGCUACGAUAUCAAGGGCAGCUGGGUCAAUCGCAGCUACCAAAACCCGCGCGAAGGCACCAAGGUCAAGUGCCGCUACAGUUUUACUACACGUCGAUCGUCGCCAAGAAGCAGUCGUGUCCCAACAUGGCCGGCCCGCAUGAGCCCAACGUCGUGCUCAAGGACGACGAUCUGCGCACGCGCCUUCGCAUUGGCCGCGCGCCAGGCCGAGUGCUCUUUCGUCAGCUCCAAGCCGACUCGCUAUUUUUGUGCUCGCUUGGCAUCAUGGACUACUCGCUCUUGAUCGGCGUCGUCGACGUCGAGUACAAGGUGGACGUGGCCGCGUCGUCCACCGGCAACGACAGCAGCUCGUCGCUGCACGUGUGUGACACGAUCACGGGUCCUGGGUACUACUGCCUUGGCAUCAUCGACAUCUUGCAGACGUGGAACUUUGACAAGAAGCUCGAGCGCUUCAUGAAGACCUGGCUCAAGCGCAGCGACCCCGCGGGCAUCUCGGCGAUCGAGCCGGACACGUACCAGCGCCGGUUUGAGCAAAAGUGCCGCCAGAUCAUCAUGUUUGCCGACACGGACGUCGAUGACGACGACGACGUGGUCGCGAGCCACCACCCGCGCGACGCGCAGAACGCGUACCAGGUCAUGGCACUCUUCGCGAGCAACCAAGCGCUCAAGCCGAUCCCGAUGAUGGGCAGCUCCCCGAUGCUCUUCAAAACAAAGUCCGAGUCGCGUCAAGUCGACGUCAACAUGACGCCGCACCACACGGACGAGCCCGUGUGGCUCUAGGACCCCACACAACAAUACAUAUGAUUGCCUGCA
Saprolegnia parasitica CBS 223.65 is the source of this 2675-nucleotide messenger RNA. RefSeq lists its product as hypothetical. Gene Ontology annotation, molecular function: transmembrane signaling receptor activity; phosphatidylinositol kinase activity. Gene Ontology annotation, biological process: phosphatidylinositol metabolic process; cell surface receptor signaling pathway. NCBI's taxonomy places the organism in Eukaryota, Oomycota, Saprolegniomycetes, Saprolegniales, Saprolegniaceae. The coding region runs from base 1 to 2145 and encodes 714 amino acids. Gene Ontology annotation, cellular component: membrane. The transcript is spliced from 11 exons. The record is from RefSeq and is a predicted model, not a curated record.